GCCUAUUUACGACAACUGUUCUGCACUCGCGACUCAUACAGGCGCGUUUUCCCGUUCUCCGUUCCGGUUUUUCACUUGUAACUGGGUCGAAACGUGUUUCAUUGCAUAACUCACACCUUUUUCAGCUAAUUCGUUUGCACAAUUCCACUUAAAACUCUAUAAUCUGCUCUCCGCUUUUUUUGCUUCUUCUCACGCAAAUCCUUUUCCUCCUGCAGUUUGUCAUGUCAACUCAUCCCGGAGACACUUCUCGGAAGCCAUCAGGCUCAUCGACGCGCUCGUCUGGACACUCUCCUUCAGCUUCCCCGAAUAACUCACAGAGGAACCUGACUCCGACAACAGCAAACAUGUUUGGUGUCACGAUAGCCGGGGCCUCCGGACUCAAGGGUCUCAACUCAGGUUGGCAGGUAUGGGGAUCAACGACACCAGCGUCCAAGAGGAAUGCGUCGAUAUCCUCCGCUGCUAGUGUGACCGACCUCUCACCUUCCCAGGCAGAGAGUGGUUACCGAGGAAAUCUGGGAGAAAGCUGGAGUGCGCCAAGGCCGACCAGUGGAACCUGGGAUGAGCUGAGUGGAAGCCCUCAAAAGAAAGAGUUCUUGCAGUUGGUCAGUCAAUUCUUUCACAGCAUUUGUUUGGCAUUCAGCAUUCAAUAGGACACUAAUUCCCCCUUGUCCCUGCAUCAUGCUCGGCAGAGGCAAGCAACUGCAGCGCAAGCAGCCGCGUUGUCAGGCCCAAGAAUUGACGAUCGCUCCUCGGCAAAGGCCGGACAAUUCUCU
This is a messenger RNA of Suillus subalutaceus, 773 nucleotides long. RefSeq lists its product as uncharacterized. The transcript has 5 exons. The coding region runs from base 222 to 650 and encodes 142 amino acids. Lineage: Eukaryota; Fungi; Basidiomycota; Agaricomycetes; Boletales; Suillaceae. The record is from RefSeq and is a predicted model, not a curated record.